AUGUCAGCAACACUUGAUGAUAAACUGUUAAGUAAAUAUUACAAAGAUGCAUGUGUGGUUGAAGUUCCUGGUCGAGCGUUCCCAAUCAAAGAUAUUUAUGCUAUGGAAGAUGCUGAAAAUCAUGUUGAUGAAGCAGUAAAUAAAGUUCUGGAAAUUUAUACUAGUGGCAUUCCAGGUGACAUACUUAUUUUUCUUACGGGUCAGGAUGAGAUCAAUCAAGCUAUCGAUAAAGUUACGAGAAAAAUUGACUCUUCAGAAUCGACUCUUGUUUUACCAUUGCAUGGUAAAUUAAAUGAAGAUGAAAUACAAGCCGUAUUUACGACAAAGAAUAACAAGAAUCAACGUAAGAUUAUUUUUUCGACCAAUGUGGCUGAAACAUCAAUAACCAUUGAUGGCGUUCAACAUGUCAUAGAUUCAGGCAUGGUCAAAGAAGUCAUGUGGGAUACUAGACGACAUAUACGAGUACUCAAAAUUGGCUAUACAACACAAAGUUCAAUAAAGCAACGACGUGGUAGAGCUGGACGAACGUCCGCAGGAACGUGUUAUCAUCUUUACACAUAUGAUACUUAUCAAUCACUGGAUGUUUGUUCUCGUGCAGAAAUUCUUUGUAUUCAACCGAGCAUAGCGGUACUGAAACUAAAACAUCUUGAUAUAGUCGAUGAUAUUACGAAGUUCGAUUGGUUAGAAUCACCUUCGAAUAAUAGUCUUCAAGAAACUGUUAAGAGUUUAACAUGGCUUGGUGCAAUUGAUUCAAAUACCGGCAAGUUGACUGACCUAGGUCGUAGUAUGGCUAAACUCGGCCUUGAACCUAUGCUCUCAGUUAUGAUUUUGACGGGACAAAAGCUCAACUGUCUUAGUUACAUACUUGCUCUUGUCGGUAUGCUGAGUGUAGUACAUAAUAUUUGGUGGCGUGGUGACAAUGAUCAAUCAAAACAAAUGAGUGAUGAGAUACGAGCUUCAUUCACUCGCGAUACCGAUGUGGGUGGUGAUUUCAUCGCUUUGUUACGGAUAUUUCUCGAAUGGCAGGGCAUAGGCGAAAGGAGAGAGCGUAGAAAAGCUUGGUGCAUUAAGCAUAUGAUAAGAUGGAAGUCAAUGACGAUGGCGAAUAGUCUCGUUAGAGAAUUAAUAUAUCAAAUAGAUCCAAAAUUUCAAGUUCAUUUGACUGAAUUGAACGAUAAGCUAAUGGAACGAAUCGUACGCUGUAUAUGUGCUGGUUUUUUUCAAAAUUUAGCUAUUUCAAACGGACCUAUUCAUGCUGGAUAUCAACUAGCUACUGGUACUACAGAUACAGUUGCGCACAUACAUCGUUCAUCGGUAAUUACCUUUGCACGACAGGCGCCCAAGUUCAUACUGUAUCAUGAAAUAAUCAAUAUUAACGAGACAAAUUAUCUAACUGUAAUGUGUCCCGUCGAGCUCGAUUGGCUUAAUAAAUCAUGGUUGGACUCGUUACCACGUUCACCUGCACAGUGUGCAUUUGAUAAUUAUACGUUUGUAAAUCUUGGUCCGGCAUUAUUACUUGCACUUGUUGGAAAAAAAUGUAAAAAAGUGCCACAACUUGAGGAGCAAUUACAUGUCUUGUUUGAAGUUGAUCGUGCACAGUCGAAGCUUACCAUUUGGGGACAGUCAGAAAAACUCUUCAAUGCUCAACAAUGUCUUCAUCAAAUUUUGACUAGAGAACGAGACAAACUACGUAAUGAAUUGCAAGAAUUUCAUAUUGUUGGUUCGACUAGAAUCUUACUUGGAGCUGGUGCUGAGCCUCGACUAGCGUUGGUUGAAGAUGAAUACAUCAAAAUCUUUCUCAAAAAUUUACCAAAAAACAUCACUGAAGAACAAAUUCAAGAAAAGUGUCAAUUAUACGGACAAGUUCAAAAUGUGACCAUAAUUCGAACAAACUAUAAUAACAAUUCGGCUUCUGUUACCUAUGCUACGUGCAACAAUGCGCGACUAGCGGCUACUCAAUUAUCAUGUGAAAAAUGGAAUGAAUAUCAAAUAUAUGCAAGUCCAAGUUAUACACGUACAUCAGUCGAUACUAACAAGCAGAAUUACAAAUUAAAGGCUCAAUGGUUUAUGACUGAAUCUGAAUGUACUGGACGCAUAGCAUUUAAUAAUCUCCAAGCAGCACAACAAGCUUAUCAACUGUUGACAAAUCGUUGCCAUUUUCGCUGUCAAUUUGAAAUAAAUUCCAUCAAUCCAACGGCUAAAUGUUCGUGGCCAUUGAAACCACAUUAUGGUCAUGCAAUUGUCAAUUUUUCAACAGUUGAACAAGCUCAGGAGGUCAGCUACACGAUUCUGUUCUUAUAA
Rotaria sp. Silwood2 is the source of this 2301-nucleotide messenger RNA. The record is from the annotation of a GenBank genome assembly. Lineage: Eukaryota; Metazoa; Rotifera; Eurotatoria; Philodinida; Philodinidae.